Phascolarctos cinereus (koala) is the source of this 3248-nucleotide messenger RNA. It is a transcript of the gene NEU1, whose product is annotated as neuraminidase 1. Gene Ontology annotation, cellular component: cytoplasm; membrane; intracellular membrane-bounded organelle. Gene Ontology annotation, biological process: oligosaccharide catabolic process; ganglioside catabolic process. Lineage: Eukaryota; Metazoa; Chordata; Mammalia; Diprotodontia; Phascolarctidae. The record is from RefSeq and is a predicted model, not a curated record. Gene Ontology annotation, molecular function: exo-alpha-sialidase activity.
GGGUACUUUUCCCUAUUCACUUCGGCCAAUGAGCUCCCGUUCGUCCUAUGACUCCCAUGGGACCGACCAGGCCAAUCGGAAACGCUGUUACCUAACGCUAGCCACUGAGUCACUAGUAGGGAGGGAGAGAGGCAGGAGGUGGGAACUCUCUGUCCAAUCGCAGGGGCCGCGGUACCGUCCCCCACCUGGGAAGGGAAGCGCCUAUAUCCGCGCGCAAGGGGCUGCCCAAUCCGGACGGAUCGGGCGGGUUUUUUUUUUAAAGGGCAAAGGAGCGGGAUCAGCUGACUUGGUUCCCUAGCCCCUGCUCCCCUGCCGCCCUGUCAGUGUCCGGGGCUGCGAGCGGUUGCUAUGGAGGAGGGACCAGCGCCUCGGGAGACUCGGUCUCCGGGGUCGUGCCGAGUCCGCGGUCUCUGGCUUUCCCUGGUGAGCCUUCUGCUGCUGCCGCAGCUCGAAGGGUCGCGGGUGCCCGAUGACUUCAGCCUGGUACAACCAUUGGUGACUUUGGAGCAGCUCCUUUGGGUGAGUGGGAAGCAAACUGGGAAUGUGGACACUUUCAGAAUACCACUGAUCUCAGCUACUCCCCGAGGGACCCUCCUAGCCUUUGCAGAGGCCCGGAAGAUGUCGUCCUCAGAUAGAGGGGCUAAAUUCAUUGCCAUGCGGAGGUCCACAGAUGGAGGUGCCACAUGGUCCCCCACAUCAUUUAUAGUGGAUGAUGGGGAUGUUGCCGAUGGACUGAACCUGGGGGCCAUAGUUGGGGAUGUUGAAACGUGUACAAUGUUCCUUUUCUAUUCUCUCUGUGCGCAUUAUGAUGGGUGUUCCGUGGCUUCCACCAUGCUGGUGUGGAGCAAGGAUGAUGGCAUCACUUGGAGCCCACCCAGAAACCUCUCCUUGGAUAUUGGAACUGAAAUGUUUGCUCCAGGACCAGGCUCUGGCAUUCAGAAGCAGCAUAAGCCAUAUAAGGGCCGGCUCAUUGUCUGUGGCCAUGGAACCCUGGAGCGUGAUGGGGUCUCCUGCCUCAUUAGUGAUGACAAAGGAGCCUCCUGGCGCUAUGGCGGUAGAAUCAGUGGGAUUCCGUAUGGGGAGCUCAAGAAACCAAAUGACUUCAGUCCUGAUGAGUGCCAGCCCUACGAACUCCCUGAUGGCUCCGUCGUAAUUAAUACCCGAAACCAGAAUAACUACCAUUGUCACUGCCGCAUCAUCCUCCGAAGCUAUGAUGCAUGUGAAACCCUCAAGCUCCAAGACAUAACCUUUGAUGAAGAACUCAUCGACCCUGUUGUAGCUGCAGGCGCUGCGGCCACCAGCUCUGGUCUGGUCUUCUUCUCAAAUCCAGCUCAUCCAGAAUAUCGGGUAAAUCUGACCAUACGUUGGAGUUUCAGCAAUGGUACUUCAUGGAGGAAAGACACGAUUCAACUGUGGCCAGGUCCCAGUGGUUACUCAUCCUUGACAGUUCUGGAGGGAGCUCAGACUUGGGGGGAUGGGACCCCCCAGCUCUAUGUCCUGUAUGAAAAGGGUCGGAAUGACUACUUCGAGAGUAUCUCUCUGGCCAAGAUCAGUGUCUAUGGCACUCUCUGAGCCUUACCCCACAGAGAGGAUGAGAAGAUAUGAGGGGUACUAGGGGCACCUCAGACUUUGCCUUUUAGGACUCUGCUGAUCCGUUGUUGUAGAUAUAUGGCUCUUUCCUAAAAAGUCAUGAUUUUUGGAAUAUUCAUCUUCCCUUUGAUAGGGACAACCUCCUUUAAGACUUUUUGUCUUAUCUCCUCUGACAAACACUAGGCCCUCUUUCCCCCUGAGCCUUCCUUUCUUUUUCAGUUAUAAUGCCUUUUUUUGCUUAGGAGAUGGGGCCCCACUUUUCUCCCUGCUUCCUCUAGAUCCCAAUAAUCUCUCUCUUAGGGCACUAGACUGCUCUUGCUCCUAACUCUACUGAAUCCCCCUUCCCCAUCCCUAUCCCUCUUCAUGGUGGGGGAUGAAUUUGCACAAACCUGAACUCAGGGACUUCUGGUUGGGAGGGGUGCCGAAAUUUAGAGUGGGAGUGCAGGUUGUUGGAGGACAGUAGGAGAUUUUGGAUGAGGAAAGGACACUUUGGACUGUUUACAGAUCAAUAAGUUAAUCAGUUAAAUUAGUAGUUCUAAUGAAGGAAAAUAAGAAUUUGCCAAUGUCUAUUUAUUAAAGCUGUGGUCUCUAUCUGUGUAUGUCUUUGGGUUUCCUAAAUAUAGCCAUGAAAGAGAAAAUGAGAGAAGAGAGAGCUGUCAUAGAGGAAAGAGCAAAAGGCUUGGGUUUGAGUCCUGGUACUGCCACUCACUAACUGUGGUCCUUGGCCAAGUCCCUUAAUUGCUCUGAGCCAUAGUAUCAAGUAGUCUUAAGUGUUUGGAACCACAGAGGUAAUCUAAUUCAACACUCAUCUAAAGCAUGAAUUCCCUCUGUUGACAUUCCUGCUAAAUAAUGAUCCAGCCUAAUUACCUUUUUUUUUAAUAUCACCUUAAUUUCCCAAUAUACCCCUUCUCCCACCCCUACAUAACAAGCUAUUCCUUGUAAAAAGAAAACACUGAAAAAUAGUUCAGCAAAAAUACCCAGUGCAUCAACCACAUUUGACAGCAUAGACAGUAAACAGUGUUCCAUACCUAUAGAGGUUCCCCACUUCUGGGAGGUGAGGGAGGUACAUGUUCUCACAUCUUCUCCAGAGCUAAGCUUGGUCAUUAGAAUUAGACAGCACUCAGUUCUGUAUUUUGUUUUUUCUAUUCACAUAUUUGUAGUCAUUACACAUAAUGUUUUCCUGCUUCUGCUGUCCUACCUCAAUUUAGUCUUCCAAUGUUUCUCUGAAUUCUUCACAUCAUUUAUUAUGGCCUAGUAAUAUUCCAACAUGUUCAUGUACCAUAAUUUAUUUAGCCAUUCUCUGCUCAGUAUUUAUUUUGCUUCCAGUUCUUCUCUAACCUCAAAAAGUAUCACUGAAUAUUUUGGUGUAUGUGGAACCUUUUGUUUUGUUUUUGACCUCCUUGGAGUAAAUACCUAGCGAUUUGUCUCUGUUUCACAAGGUAUGAACAUUGUAGUCAGUUGUUUGGGUUUUGUUUGGUGUUUUCUUUUUAGCAUAAUUCCAAAUUGCUCUUCAGAAUGGUUUUUACCAAUUUGCAGCUUAAUUUAGCAGCAUAUUAGUGUACCUGUCUUCUCCUAGCCCCUCUGCCUAAUCCCAUCUUUUGUCAUCUUUGCCAAUUUGCUGAAUAUAAAGUGAAACCUCAAAGUUAGUUUUGAUUGCA